AUGUGCUUCUACUUUGGGGUGGAGGAGGAGGAGGAGGAGAAGGAGGAGGGUUCGGCUUCAGAAAACCAUAUGAUGAACCUCAAGGCCCUGGCGCAGAAGCUGAGGCUGGAAACACAGAGGCUGUCCUACCUCGAGUGGAAGGCCCGUUUAGAGGCCCAUAGCACCAAAACCCUGAUUGUACCACAGCAGAGCACCAGGGACUUAGUGGAGCCAGAAGAGCAAUGGGUAGUGCCCCAGAGUGAGGGCAGGUCAGACAGUGAGAGCACCAAAUCUCUGGCUGAACCACAGCUACAGCAGGAGCUCCACGCAGAGCAACAAGAGGAGCAGGAGAAGGCCAAACGACAACCGGGGGAGCCCAGAGAGAGCCUCCUGACCUCAGGUUUGACCUGGCAGCGCAGCCUGCCCUCUGGAGUGCCGAGGAGACUUAAGAACAUCGAUGAGGCUGUGGGGUGGCUCAGGAAAGAACUGAAUGAAAUGCCUCUCCAGGACCAGCAGUUGGCCCAUCAGCUGAUGCGUCUCCAUAGCGACAUCAACAAAUUGAAGAUCGAGCAGACGUGUCACCAGCACCGCCGCAUGCUCAACGAUGCCACCUACGGGCUGGAGGAGAGAGAUGAGUUGAGCGACCUGCUCUUUGACUCCCCCGUCACCCCCGGGUUCGGACUCUCCACCCCGCUGAGACUCAUAGGGGUCACCAAGAUGAACAUAAACUCUCGACGCUUUUCCCUCUGCUAGCUAGCGAGAGAGAGAGAGAGAGGGGGAGAGAGAGAGGGAGAGAGAGAGGGAGAGAGAGGAGCAUGUAGUUUGUUUUCUAUGUCAGUGGGAGGAGCAUAUAGUUUGUUUUCUAUGUCAGUGGGAGGAGCAUAUAGUUUGUUUUCUAUGUCAGUGGGAGGAGCAUAUAGUUUGUUUUCUAUGUCAGUGGGAGGAGCAUAUAGUUUGUUUUCUAUGUCAGUGGGAGGAGCAUAUCAUUUGUUUUCUAUGUCAGUGGGAGGAGCAUAUAGUUUGUUUACUAUGUCAGUGGGAGGAGCAUGUAGGUUGUUUACUAUGUCAGUGGGAGGAGCAUAUCGUUUGUUUUCUAUGUCAGUGGGAGGAGCAUAUAGUUUGUUUACUAUGUCAGUGGGAGGAGCAUAUAGUUUGUUUACUAUGUCAGUGGGAGGAGCAUGUAGGUUGUUUACUAUGUCAGUGGGAGGAGCAUAUAGAUGGUUUCCAGAAUGAUGUAAAUCCCCCCCAACAGAAGCAGCUACAAAUCCUCCUCUUAACAUUUACAUUUAAGUCAUUUAGCAGACGCUCUUAUCCAGAGCGACUUACAAAUUGGUAACAUCAGCCUUAACAAGGCUUUUCCUGAAACUGAACCUGACUAUUAGAUAUGAUGGCACUUUUAAAACAUUCUGAUCCGGUCCUAGGCCGGGGUUCCACAUUCUGAUCCGGUCCUAGGCCGGGAUUCCACAUUCUGAUCCGGUCCUAGGCCGGGAUUCCACAUUCUGAUCCGGUCCUAGGCCGGGGUUCCACAUUCUGAUCCGGUCCUAGGCCGGGGUUCCACAUUCUGAUCCGGUCCUAG
Oncorhynchus gorbuscha (pink salmon) is the source of this 1555-nucleotide messenger RNA. RefSeq names its product family with sequence similarity 167 member Ab (gene fam167ab). The transcript has 3 exons. The record is from RefSeq and is a predicted model, not a curated record. The coding region runs from base 1 to 732 and encodes 243 amino acids. NCBI's taxonomy places the organism in Eukaryota, Metazoa, Chordata, Actinopteri, Salmoniformes, Salmonidae.